AAGCGUCGGCUUGAGAGAAGCGGCCCGUGUAGUUUGCUGGAAACUUCAGGUUUCUGAAUCAUUUUGAUUGCUGGCAUGAUGAUGGAUUCUCUGUAUGGGCCUGUUGCUCUGGGUAUACUGGCAGGUGUGGGCUGUGGGCUCUGCCUCGGAUGGCACCUCAGUGGGCGUUUUGGCAGAUCGUCCCGCAGCAUGAUGGCGGCUUUAGGAAACAGCGCCGGUGUUGGCAGCGAGGCCAGUGUGAUGGGCGAGAGCGGAGAGUUCAAAAUGAUCCUGGUGGUCCGAACUGAUCUGAAGAUGGGCAAAGGUAAAGCGGCGGCACAGUGCUCUCACGCUGCUGUGUCCGCCUACAAGCAGGUCCAGCGCAGGAACCCAGAGCUCCUGAAACAGUGGGAGUACUGCGGCCAGCCCAAAGUGGUGGUCAAGGCUCCAGACGAGGACUGUCUGCUGGAGCUGCUGACCCACGCCAAAGAGGUCGGACUUCCCGUCAGUUUAAUCCAAGAUGCUGGAAGAACCCAAAUUGCACCAGGGUCUCGGACAGUUCUUGGCGUGGGACCUGGUCCGGCUGAUCUUGUUGACAAAGUGACAGGACACUUGAAACUAUACUGAAUAACACUAUUCAAAUAAGAUGGGACAAAACUGGGGCAGUUUUGACCAAUUCUUAGACAUUAUAGUUUUUAUACGGUCAGAUUGAGUGGAGAACUUGAAUUAAAAGGGUUAAAAUGACACAUUGAUUUAUAGGUUUAACCAUUUAUUUUAAGUAAACAGUUUACCCAUUCCAUCAUUGAACAUACGAGUACAUUUGUUUUGUCAUAAGUUUAUGUACAGAAAAUUAGUUAUUUGGGAAUCUCAUUUUUAUCAUAUUAAUCACCCCCCUCAUACCCAAUGGAAUAAAGGACUUUUGUUUGUUAAACUUUGGUGCAAAAAUGACCUGUUCCUUUUUCAGUUGCACAAUGCUAAUAUGACCUGCGGGGAUUUGGAU
Rhinichthys klamathensis goyatoka is the source of this 979-nucleotide messenger RNA. RefSeq names its product peptidyl-tRNA hydrolase 2 (gene ptrh2). Lineage: Eukaryota; Metazoa; Chordata; Actinopteri; Cypriniformes; Leuciscidae. The record is from RefSeq and is a predicted model, not a curated record. The transcript is spliced from 2 exons. Gene Ontology annotation, biological process: positive regulation of anoikis; negative regulation of anoikis. Gene Ontology annotation, cellular component: mitochondrion; cytosol. The coding region runs from base 76 to 606 and encodes 176 amino acids. Gene Ontology annotation, molecular function: peptidyl-tRNA hydrolase activity.